This is a messenger RNA of Rhineura floridana, 33708 nucleotides long. It is a transcript of the gene OBSCN, whose product is annotated as obscurin, cytoskeletal calmodulin and titin-interacting RhoGEF. Lineage: Eukaryota; Metazoa; Chordata; Lepidosauria; Squamata; Rhineuridae. The record is from RefSeq and is a predicted model, not a curated record. The coding region runs from base 246 to 31343 and encodes 10365 amino acids. Gene Ontology annotation, biological process: protein phosphorylation. The transcript has 120 exons. Gene Ontology annotation, molecular function: protein kinase activity; guanyl-nucleotide exchange factor activity; protein binding.
CGGCUAAAUUCUGAGCACUGAAGUUACUGCAGUGGGACUAGGGGAUCACCUUUAGCAAGUCCCCGACCUCACUGGGGUUUCUGAUUUAUUUCCACACUGGGGGGACGACGACCCAAACUCUGUUGGUCUCCCCAUGCCCCUUUCACCUGUUCAUCCCCUUUGUAUAAACUCAGUAAGGAUCUGCUGUCCUUCCCAAUGAAAGCGGCUUCUUUCCUCCAGGUUUAACGAGACUCCAGGCCAUCAAGAUGGAUUACAGCUCCUACAGUGGAGUCCCAAGGUUCUUGACCAGGCCUAAGGCCUUUGUGGUGUCCAUGGGGAAAGAUGCCACCCUGAGUUGCCAGAUUAUUGGAAAUCCCAUCCCGCUGGUUUGCUGGGAGAAGGACAAACUCCCCAUCCAGGCAGGGGAAAGAUUUAAAAUGGUGGAAGACGAUGAUCUCUAUCGCUUAACCAUUUACGACUUGAGCCUAGAGGACAGCGGCCAAUACAUCUGCAGGGCCAAGAACACCAUCGGGGAAGCUUUUGCGGCAGUUAGCAUCAAAGUUGGGGCACAGACCACUGUGACGGAAUCAGCACCUUAUUUCAUCCAGAAGCCCACUUCUAUUAGAGUGAUCAUGGGGGAAGACGCCAUGUUCAAAUGCAUUGUCCAGGGCAGCCCUCCCCUUUCGGUGAACUGGGAGAAAGACGGGAGGCAUCUAGGAGGGCGAUCAGAGUCUAACCGCAUCCAGAUUGAGUCCCAGGGCGAGAAAAAUAACCUCAAGAUCCAAAGUACUCGGUUGGUGGACAGUGGGACGUAUACUUGCCGUGCGGAGAAUCCUCUUGGGGCCACCAGCGCGGCAGCUGCCCUGGUGGUAGACACGACAGAUGCUUAUAGCCCAGGUGGCACCAGGCAUGCUAUAGAUGUAGACAGCAGCAAGACUUCCCCUUUGCUGUCACACUUGCAGAAAAGGCGAGAAGAAAUCAGGAAGACAGACCUCUCCACCACUGACUCUCUGAUCUCCACAGGGUACACCUCCGUAGAAGGACGGUCAAAGCUUGGCCUGAGCCUCUCCCUCGAUUAUGAAAGGGCUGCCAACUUGACAGCAAAGAGCUUUCGAGGCGAUGGCGGCUCUUAUGGUGGGGUGACGACGCGCACUUUCACUGUCACAGAAGGAAAGCACGCCAAGAUGAGCUGCUAUGUGACUGGAGAACCCAAGCCAGAGAUUGUUUGGAAGAAGGACGGCGAGGCUAUCCUUGAAGGGCGGAGGCACAUCGUCUAUGAGGAUGAGCAGGAGAAUUUUGUGCUGAAGAUCCUCUUCUGUAAGCAGAUUGAUAACGGCCUCUACACUUGUACAGCUUCCAACCUGGCAGGGCAGACAUACAGCUCUGUGCAGGUCACAGUCAAAGAACCAAGAAUACCUUUCAAGGCAAAACUAAGCGAUUUGGAAGUCCGGGAGAAGGAAUCUGCCACUUUCCAGUGUGAGGUUCCUGUUCCCAGCACAGAAACCACCUGGUUCAAAGAGGAGACGAAACUCCAACAGAGCAAGAAGUACAACAUUGAAGAACACGGCACGUUUCGGAAGCUUACGGUCCAGAACGUGACCAUGGAUGAUGACGCCGUCUACAUCUGUGAAAUGAAAGAGGGAAGCAGAACCAUUGCAGAACUGAGUGUCCACGGGAAUAUCAUCAAGAAACUGCCAAGGAAGACUGCCGUAAGCAUAAAUGACACCGCUACAUUCUGCGUAGAGCUGGAGAACAAGUGUCAGAAAUUCCAGUGGCUAAAGAAUAAGGAAGAACUGAAGCCCAACAGCAGAAUUGCCAUCACCUCAUCCGGCAAGGAGCAUAGCAUGAUAAUCCGAGACUGUAAAAAGGAGGAUGCAGGAGAGAUUGUGUUUGUAGCUGAUGAGUGCAGAACAUCCACCCAGUUUACUGUGUCUGCUCCAAAGAAGCCUCCAUCUCAUCCCCCGAUUGACCCAGUGGUGAAAAAUAAAACAGAAACCUCAGUGACGUUGGCCUGGUCCCCUCCUAAGAUGGAGCGCCCCAUACCUAUUGAUGGAUACUUAGUGGAAUGUAAGAAACUGACUGGAUACACUUGGGCGAGAUGCCACGAAGCCCUUGUCUCUGAAACCGAGUUCACCGUGAACAUGCUUUCUGAAGAGUCUGACUACCAGUUCCGAGUGUCUGCCAUCAACAACUACGGCCACAGCAGUUACCUUGAUUUCCCAGGAACCCUGCACCUUGAACCAGUUCUGGCUGUGAAAACCCAUCUGAGAAAUGCAGAGGUAGCACCAGGCAGAGAUGCAGUCUUUACCGUUGACCUCACUACCGCUUGUGCUGGCUUAUGGUACAUUAAUGGCAAAAUCGUGCAGAACAGUGAUAAGUACAUCAUUACAAGAACCAACACGACUCACAGCCUCACUGUCAAGCGGGUCACAAGCGUUUUCAAAGAGGCAGAGGUGAAGUUUGUUGCCAAUAAUCUUGAAAGCACUGCCAAGAUAAGUUUAAAAGAUGAAGUGGCGAAGUUUGUCAAUGAAUCGGCCCCUGGAAUUAGGGUCAAGCUAUCUGAGAGGUUUGAGCUGGUGUGUGAGGUCUCAUCAGAGAACGAGCCCGUCAUAUGGAAGAAGGGUAAAAAACCAAUCCGGGCAGACCAGAGAGUGACGUUCGCCUAUCAGGGAAUUAACCGAAAGCUCGUCGUCAGAAGUGCAAUAAAAGAAGAUGAAGGGAUUUACACCUGUGAAACGAAGGAUGACAAGUUAACAUUCCACGUGGAGGUCCAAGAGCCUGAGGAUGUGUUUCCCAACAAGGAGAAGCUACAGAAAGAGAUCCAGGUCAUCCUUUCAGAGAAUGCAUCUCUUCUUUGCGAAGUGGCCCAGGCCAAUACGGAAGUGAAGUGGCUCAAGGACAGGAAGCAGAUCUUCUCCGGCAAGAAAUUCAAAGUAGAAGCUGAAGGCAAGACCCGGCGGCUGAUUGUGCAGGAGGUGGAAAAAGAGGAUGCUGGCGAGUACACCUGUGAAGCUGCUGGCCAAAAACUCACCUUCAAAAUAAUUGUGACAACUGCAAAAGUUGCAGAAGUUGAGGACGUGUUUGUCAACAGGGAGAAGGUACAGAAAGAGAUCAAGGUGGCUAUUCCUGAGGACGCCUCCCUCAGCUGCGAGGUGGCCGAAGCCAAGACACCGGUGAAGUGGGUCAAGGACGGGAAGCAGAUCACCUCCAGCAAGAAGUUCAAGGUAGAAGCUGAAGGCAAGACCCGGCGGCUGAUUGUGGAGCAGGUGGAGAAGAAGGAUGAGGGCGAGUACACCUGUGAAUCCGCUGGCCAAAAAUUGACCUUCCAUGUCACUGCGACAACUGCAGAAGUUCCAGAAGUUGAGGACGUGUUUGUUAACAAGGAGAAGGUCCAGAAAGAGAUCAAGGCUGCUGUUUCAGAGAACGCCUCCCUCAGUUGCGAGGUGGCCGAAGCCAAGACAGAAGUGAAGUGGUUCAAGGGCGGGAAGCAGAUCACCUCCAGCAAGAAAUUCAAGGUAGAAGCUGAAGGCAAGACCCGGCAGCUGAUGGUGCAGCAAGUGGAGAAGAAGGAUGAGGGCGAGUACACCUGUGAGGCCGGAAACCAGAAACUGACCUUCCGCAUCACUGUGACAACUGCAAAAGUUCCAGAAGUGGAGGACAUGUUUAUCAACAAGGAGAAGGUCCAGAAAGACAUCAAGGCUGCUGUUUCAGAGAAUGCCUCCCUCGGCUGUGAGGUGGCUGAGGCCAAGAUAGACGUGAAAUGGUUGAAGGACAGAAAGCAGAUCACCUCCAGCAAGAAAUUCAAGAUAGAAGCUGAAGGCAAGACCCGGCGGCUGAUUGUGCAGCAGGUGGAAAAGAAGGAUGAGGGCGAGUACACCUGUGAGGCCGGAAACCAGAAACUGACCUUCCACGUCACUGUGACAACUGCAAAAGAUGAAAAAGUUGAGGAUGUGUUCAUCAACAAGGAGAAGAUAGAGAAAGAGAUCAAGGCUGUUGUUUCAGAGAACGCCUCCCUCAGCUGCGAGGUGGCUGAGGCCAAGAUAGAAGUGAAGUGGCUCAAGGAUGGGAAGCAGAUCACCUCCAGCAAGAAGUUCAAGGUAGAAGCUGAAGGCAAGACCCGGCGGCUGACGGUGCAGCAGGUGGAGAAGAAGGAUGAGGGCGAGUACACCUGUGAGGCUGGAAACCAGAAAACUGUCUUCAAAGUCAUUGCAGCAGAUACAAAAGUUGAGGAUGUGUUCGUCAACAAGGAGAAGAUAGAGAAAGAGAUCAAGGCUGUUGUUUCAGAGAACGUCUCCCUCAGCUGCGAGGUGGCCGAAGCCAAGACACAAGUGAAGUGGCUCAAGGAUGGGAAGCAGAUCACCUCCAGCAAGAAAUUCAAGGUAGAAGCUGAAGGCAAGACCCGGCAGCUGAUUGUGCAGCAGGUGGAGAAGAAGGAUGAGGGCGAGUACACCUGUGAGGCUGGAAACCAGAAACUAGUCUUCAAAGUUACUGCAACAGAUGCAAAAGUUGAGGAUGUGUUUGUCAACAAGGAAAAGGUAGAGAAAGAGAUCAAGGCUGCUGUUUCAGAGGACGCCUCCCUCAGCUGUGAGGUGGCUGAAGCCAAGACAGCAGUGAAGUGGCUCAAGGACGGGAAGCAGAUCACCGCCAGCAAGAAAUUCAAGGUAGAAGCUGAAGGCAAGACCCGGCGGCUGAUUGUGCAGCAGGUGGAGAAGAAGGAUGAGGGCGAGUACACCUGUGAAUCCGCUGGCCAAAAAGUCACCUUCACGGUCAUUGCAACAAGUGCAAAAGAUGCAAAGGUUGAGGAUGUGUUUGUCAACAAGGAGAAGAUAGAGAAAGAGAUCAAGGCUGCUGUUUCAGAGAACGCCUCCCUCAGCUGCGAGGUGGCCGAAGCCAAGACACAAGUGAAGUGGUUCAAAGGCGGGAAGCAGAUCACCUCCAGCAAGAAGUUCAAGGUAGAAGCUGAAGGCAAGACCCGGCAGCUGACGGUGCAGCAGGUGGAGAAGAAGGAUGAGGGCGAGUACACCUGUGAGGCUGGAAACCAGAAACUGGUCUUCAGAGUUUCUGCAGCAGAUGCAGAAGUUGAGGACAUGUUUGUUAACAAGGAGAAGGUCCAGACAGAGAUCAAGGCUGCUGUUUCAGAGCACGCCUCCCUCAGCUGCGAGGUGGCCGAAGCCAAGACAGAAGUGAAGUGGUUCAAGGGCGGGAAGCAGAUCACUUCCAGCAAGAAGUUCAAGGUAGAAGCUGAAGGCAAGACCCGGCGGCUGAUUGUGCAGCAGGUGGAGAAGAAGGAUGAGGGCGAGUACACCUGUGAGGCCGGAAACCAGAAACUGACCUUCCACGUCACUGCAGCGACAACUGCAAAAGUUGCAGAAGUUGAGGACGUGUUUGUCAACAAGGAGAAGGUCCAGACAGAGAUCAAGGCUGCUGUUUCAGUGAAUGCCUCUCUCAGCUGCGAGGUGGCCGAAGCCAAGACAGAAGUGAAGUGGCUCAAGGACGGGAAGCAGAUCACCUCCAGCAAAAAAUUCAAGGUAGAAGCUGAAGGCAAGACCCGGCAGCUGACGGUGCAGCAGGUGGAGAAGAAGGAUGAGGGCGAGUACACCUGUGAAUCUGCUGGCCAAAAACUGGCCUUCAAACUUAAUGUCACAGUUCCUAGAGCGGUGAAGUUUGCUAAAGGCCUCCACAACGUAAUAGCUGAAGAAGGCAAAGAGGCUGUUUUCAAAUGCGUUGUCUCCCCCAGCGAUGCUGCCGUCACAUGGAGCCGAAAUGGAACCAAAAUUGAAGGCAAUGAGAAAUAUGUCAUUUCCCAGGAGGACUCAAAUCGCAGCCUCACCAUCACCGACUUGACUCUGAAAGACUCUGCUGAAAUCACAGCAGAAGCCGAAGGGGUGGAGAGCAAAGCUACCCUCAAGGUGGAAGAGACUCCGGUGUUAUUCCUAAAGAAACUGGAGACCAAAACUGUUGAGGAGAAGGCGGUGGUGACUCUAGAAGUAGUGCUUUCGAAACCAACCAAAGAGGUGAAAUGGAUGAAGAAUGGCAGCCUGCUCCAUCCAAGUGACAACAUGGAAAUCAAGGCCCAAGGGACAAAGCACAGCCUGGUGAUUAAGAGUGCCACCUGUGGAGACCGUGGUUAUUACUCCUGCGAGACUCUCCAUGACAAGACCCAGGCGAAAGUAGCAGUGGAAAUGAGGCCCAUCAAGCUGGUGAAAGGCCUGCAGCCGGUCAAUGCCCAUGAACAGGAUUCUGCCACCUUUGAGGUGGAGUUGUCGCACGAGAAUGUGGAAGUUACCUGGAUGAAGGAUGGUGUGAGGCUGAAAGCAAAGGACAGCUGCUGCAUUACUGCCCAGGGGAAGAAGCAUUCGCUGACUCUUUCAUCCCUUGCACUCGAAGACUCAGGCCUUGUCUCCUUCAAGGCCGAAGGUGUCCACACAACAGGCAGACUCAAUGUGAAAGAACAGCCUGUGAAAAUAAUCAAACCGUUGCAAGACACCAGGGCUCAGAACAAAGAUGAAGUAACCUUUGAGUGUGAACUUUCCAGACCUAAUGCAGAUGUGAAGUGGCUCAAGAAUGGAACUGAGUUACGACCAAGUAAAAAAAUUGGAAUCAUUUCCCGAGGGACUAAGAGAAGCCUCACAAUUUACAAAUGUGAAUAUGAUGACCAGGGAAACUAUAUGUGUGAUGCUGUUGAUGACAAGAGUUCAGCUAUCCUGGAGAUCCAUGCCCGAGAUAUCAAGAUUGUGAAGCCGCUGGAGGAUGUGGAAGUGAGUGAAAAAGAGAGUGCUUCUUUCGUCUGUGAGAUUUCCCACGAUGAGGUUGAAACCCAGUGGUUCAGUAAUGAAAGCAAGCUCCGGGCUGGAGAGAACAUCAGGAUGCGUCAGGAUGGGAAAAACUACGCACUAGUCUACAGAAGUGUGGAGAUGCAGGAUGCAGCAGAGAUCAAGUUUGUGGCUGAAUCAGCAGAAUCCCAAGCACAACUCAAAGUGAAAGAGCUGCCAGUAAAGUUUGUGAAACCUCUCCGUGUCAAGAUCGCUCUUGAGAAGCACCGGGGCGUUCUGGAGUGCCAAGUAUCUCGCCCCAGUGCUGAGGUGAAGUGGUACAAAGAUAGCAAGGAGAUCCAACCUAGCCCAAAGUACGAGAUUGUGAGUGAUGGGGUCUACAGGAAACUCAUAAUCAACGAGACAGAGUUUGACGAUGAGGGCCUUUACACCUGCGAUGCCGUCGAUGACAAAAGCAGUGCUCAGUUCUAUGUGGAAGAGCAAUCCAUCAAUAUUGUGAAGGAGCUGAGGGAUGUGGAGGUCACUGAGCCAGCGGAAGCCAGGUUUGAGUGUGAAAUCUCCAUCCAGUCUGUGAAGCCUCCCAAAUGGUCUCUCCGUGGAGAGCACCUGCAGGCCAGCAAGGAUGUUGUGAUGGAGCAGGAGAGGAGAGCCCACCGGCUGAUACUGAAGAAGACCGACGUGGACAUGACAGGCACCGUUCAGUUUGCGAUCGGCAAAGCAAAGUCCGUGGCAAACCUGGUUGUGAAAGAUCUUCAAGUGACCAUUACCAGGCAGCUGGAAAACAAGAUUGUCCAGGAGACCCAUUCAGUUGUCCUCUCUUGCGAGUUCAAGCCUUCUCCAAAGGUUGUAGAAUGGUACAAAGACAACACUCUCAUCGAGCCUUCAGAGAGAUUUAAGCUCAAGCGGGAUAAGAACACGGCGGAGCUCAAAAUCCUGAGGCUGUCUGUUUGUGACUCUGGUGUUUACAAAUGCAAAGCUGGGAAUGCAGAGACCAAGGCCUCGCUGACCAUUUUGGAACGCAAAGUGGAGAUAACGAAACACCUGGAGGAUGUGGAAAUCGAGGAGGAGAGCUGCGCCUUCUUCUCCUGCGAGCUCUCUGAGGACACUGAAGAUGUGGAAUGGUUCCUCAAUGACACACACCUCUUCCCCAACAACUUCAAUGAGAUCAAGAGGCUGGGCACCUCUCACAGCCUGAUGCUCAAGCAUGUCAUGACGGAAGAUGCAGGGACGGUGACCAUCAAGGUUCAGAAGAAAACCUCUGAGAGCGCUCGGCUGAAGGUGAAAGAGAAGCUUGCCGUCUUCAUGAAGUCCCUGGACGAUGUCGUUGGAGAGGAGCGCGGCACAGUCACUCUGGAGUGUGAGGUUUCUAAGGCAAAGGUCAAGCCCAUCUGGAAGAAGGAGGGCGUGGAGCUCACCCCGGGAGACAAGCAUGAGAUGCUGCACACUGGGAAGACAUUAGGUCUCACCAUCCAUGACCUCAGCAAGUCUGAUGCUGGCUUGUAUACGUGCGAUCUCGGUACAGAGAUCGCCAAGUCUAAAGUCAGUGUUCAAGAGCUGAAUGUCGGCAUCACUAAGCGUCUCAAGAACACUGAAGUCCUGGAAGGGGAGAGCUGUACCUUUGAAUGCGUUCUCUCCCAUGAAAGCGUUGAAAAUUGCCAUUGGUUAGUCAAUGGAACUGAAGUGGGCCACGAUGGGAGGUUUAGAGCCUUCAACAAAGGGAGAAAGUACACGCUCAACAUUAAAAAAACUCUGGUCUCCGAUGCUGGAGAAGUGACUUUCUCUGUCCGUGACUUAACCUCCAAAGCCUCUCUAGUUGUGAAAGAAAAGCCAGCAGAAUUUACAAGGGAGCUGGAGGACAAGACGAUGUCAGUGGGGCAGGAGGUUAGCCUGAGCUGCGACUUGUCCAAAUGGGACAGCAACCUUAAGUGGCGCAAGGAUGGCAAAGAGAUUCGGAGAAGCCAAAAGUAUGACCUGCGCCAGGAGGGAACCCGGGCUAUACUGAUCAUCCACGAUGCCACUGCCAAGGAUAGCGGGGAAUACGCGUGCGCGACAGAAAUCUCCAAAACAAAAGCAACACUUACUGUGGAAGAAGCAGGAAACUGCUUCAUCAAAGACCUUUCGGACCUGAAGUUGGAGGAAAAUAAAAAAGCAGUUCUUACUUGUGAAACCAAGAAACUGGCUUCUACUGUAACAUGGAGGAAAGGGAUUGCGGAUCUCAAGGCAAGCAAGAAAUAUGAGAUGAGCCAGAAGGGGAAUGUCCUGCAACUCACGGUGAACGACUUAACGGGAAACGAUAGUGACAUAUACACCUGCGACAUUGGCGAUACCCAAUCAAGUGCAAAGCUGGUCAUACAAGCCCUGCCGGUUCUUUUUGAACGAGAAUUGCAAAACAGGGAAGCUGAGGAAGGAAGCAAAGUCCAACUUACCUGUGAGCUUAGCAAACCAGAUGUGCCCGUGCAGUGGAUGAAGGGGAAUGAAGUCCUACAAGCCGGGGACAAGUAUGAGCUGAAGCAGCGUGGGGUCGUGGCAGAGCUCGUUAUCCGGGAUGCAAAAAGCACUGAUGCUGCGGAAUAUACCUGCAGCGCUGGUGAGCUGAAGACCUCAGCUCGAGUGGAAGUGACAGCUGUGCCAGUCCUUUUUAAAGAAGAACUUAAAGAUAUGGAGAAGGAAGAAGGCAACAACAUAGCUUUGCGUUGUGUACUCAGCAAGCCGGAAGUACCCGUGGCGUGGAAGAAAGGAGCAAUGGUCCUUCGGGCUGGUGACAAAUAUAAGAUGAAGCAGGAAGGGUGUGUGGCUGAACUGGUCAUUCACAAUGCAGAGCCCGAGGAUGGUGGUAGAUACGUCUGUGAUGCCGGAGAUAAGCAGAGCACAGCUCAGGUCAAAAUCCACGCUGUACCUACCCAUUUCAAAGAAGUACUCAAGAACAUGGAAGCCACACAAGGUGGAAUAGUCACUCUGCACUGUGAGUUGAAUAAGUCCGCUCCAGUGGAGUGGAUGAAGGGGCAGAAAGGUUUGAGGCCCAGCAACAAAUACAGAAUGAAGAAAGAAGGAACAGUUGCUGAGUUGACAAUCCAUGAUCUAGACCUGAAGGAUGCUGGGGACUACACCUGUGUCUCUGGAGACCAAAAGACAACAGCUGUCUUAGCAGUGAAUGCCUUGGCAGUGCAGUUCAAAACAGGACUGAAGAAUGAGGAAGCAACAGAGAGUGGAACCACCACUCUGCACUGUGAGCUGACUAAGGCUGCCGACUCCGUUGAGUGGAUGAAGGAUCAAAAGGUGUUGAAACCAAGCGACAAAUACAGAAUGACGCUAGAAGGUCGCUUUGCUGAGCUAACCAUCCAAGAUUUGGAAUUGAUGGAUGCUGGAAGUUACACCUGCGUGUGUGGACAACAAAAGACCACCGCAUCUGUGAAAGUGAAUGCACUGCCUGUAUUUUUCCAAGAAGAACUAAAACGCAAGGAGGUUACGGAGGGUGAGACAGCUACACUGCACUGCAGGCUGAGCAAGGCUGCCCCCGUGGAAUGGCAGAAGGGGCAAAGGGCACUCAAACCAGGUGGCAAAUACCAAAUAAAGCAGGAGGGUCCUUGUGCUGAGCUGGUGAUCCGUGACUUGGAUGUGGCAGAUUCUGGGGACUACACUUGUACAUGUGGAGGGCAGAAGACUGCAGCUAGCUUGACAGUGAAUGUCCUGCCUACACUUUUCACCAAAACCCUGAAGGACGAAGAGGCUACAGAAGGCAAAGCGGCCACUCUGCAGUGUGAGCUAAACAAAGCCUCUGCCACUGUAGAGUGGAAGAAAGGACACAAGAUCCUUAAGCAAGGCAACAAGUAUAAAAUGAGGCGGGAAGGUGCCAUUGCUGAACUGGUCAUCCAAAACCUGGAGCUAACGGAUUCUGCGAGUUACAGCUGUGUGUGUGGAGAGCAGCAGACUGUGGCAUCUUUAGAAGUCAAGGCCCUCCCUGUGCUUUUCAAAGAAGGACUGAAGAACAGGGAAGCUGUAGAAGGUGCUACGGCUUCUCUGCAUUGUGAAAUGACCAAAGUGGGUGCAGAGGUGAAGUGGAGGAAGGGCUCUGAGUCCCUCAAGCCAAGUGAUAAGUACCGAAUGAGGCAGGAAGGUGAUGCGGCUGAACUCUUGAUUCGAAACCUGCAGGUGGAGGACACAGGAGAUUAUGCCUGUGUUUGUGGAGAGCAGAAGACAACGGCUGUCUUGACUGUUCAUGCUCUGCCUGCACGUUUUCAAGAAGAACUCAAAAGCCAAGAGGCUACGGAAUUUGGGACAGCCACUCUGCGUUGUGAACUAAGUAAGGCUGCCCCAGUGGAGUGGAGGAAAGGGGAGAGGCUGCUCAAACCAAGUGACAAAUAUAAAAUCAAACAGAAGGAUAAUGUUGCGGAACUGACCAUCCAUGACAUCACUGAGCAGGAUUCUGGAGAUUACUCGUGUGUAUGCGGAGAUCAAAAAACAUCUGCUUCUCUAACUGUGCAUGCCUUACCUCCACGUUUCAAAACUGAGCUGGAGAACUUGGAGGCUGCAGAAGGUGGAACAGCUACUCUGCAGUGUGAGUUGACCAAGGCUGCAGCUCCGGUGGAAUGGAGGAAGGGCAAUGAGGUGCUCAAGUCCAACGACAAAUAUGAGAUGAAGCUGGAAGGUGUUACUGCUGAGCUUGUCAUUCACAGUUUGGAACUGGGGGAUGCCGGAGAUUACAGCUGCACCUUUGGUGAUUGGAAGACCUCAGCUUCCUUAACAGUGAAUGCCCUCACUGCCCUCUUCAAGAAAGGCAUGGAGGAUCAAGAGGCCUUGGAGGACGGGACUGUCACUUUCCAGUGUGAGUUGAGCAAAGCCGCUCCGGUGGAGUGGAGGAGGAAGCAUAAGUCACUCAAACCGAGUGACAAAUACAAAAUGAGGCAAGAGGGUGCUGUCUCAGAGCUGGUGAUCAUCAACCUAGAACUGAAAGAUGCCGGGGAGUAUUCCUGUGUGUGCGGCAACCAGACAACAACUGCAGCCCUGAUGGUGCACGCCCUACCCGUACUUUUCAAAGAAGAACUGAAGUGUGUAGAAGCCGCAGAAGGAGAGACAGCCACCCUACAUUGCAAGCUCAGCAAGGCUGCUUCUGUGCAGUGGAAGAAGAGCAGCCAGCCACUGAGGCACAGCGAAAAAUACAUAAUGAGGCAAAGGGACACUGCAGUGGAGCUGGUGAUCCAUAACCUAGAAGAGGAAGAUUCUGGCGAGUACACCUGUGCAUGUGGCAACCAGCAAACCACAGCUGCCUUAGCAGUACAUGCUCUGCCAGCCCUCUUCAAAGAGCAAUUAAGGAAUGUGAAAGCUACAGAGGAUGGGACAGCCACUCUGUGCUGUGAGCUGACUAAGCCUGCUCCAGUGGAGUGGAUGAAGGGGCAGCAUUUCCUCAAGGAGAGUGAUAAGUACAAGAUGAAACAGGAAGGUUCUGUUGUUAAGCUGAUGAUUCAAGAUCUGGAACUGACAGAUACUGCCGAAUAUUCCUGUGUCUGUGGAGACCAGAAGACAGCAGCUUCCUUGACUGUGCAUGCUGUGCCUGCAAGGUUCAAAUGCAACCUGAAGAACAUACAAGCCACAGAAGGCGGUGUGGCCACACUGCACUGUGAGCUAACCAAGGUGGCACCAGUGGGAUGGAAGAAGGAGCGCAAAGUGCUUCAACCAAGUGAGAAGUGUGUCAUGAGACAAGAUGGUGUCAUUGCGGAGCUGGUGAUCCAUCAACUAGAUCUUCAGGAUAUGGGAAAUUAUACCUGUGUGUGUGGAGACCAAGAAACUACAGCAUCUUUGACAGUAAAUGUCUUACCUGCCCAUUUCAAAGAGGAACCACGGAACCAGGAAACUACCGAAGGGGAUGAUGCUGUUCUUCGAUGUGAGCUGACCAAGAUGGCCCCAGUUGAGUGGAGGAAGGGGCAGCUGGUUCUCAAGCAAUGCGAGAAGUACACACUGAAGCAGCAAGGCGCCAUUUCAGAGCUGGUGAUCCACAGUCCAGAUGAACAGGAUGCAGGGGAAUAUACCUGUGUUUGUGGAGACCAGCAGACCUCCGCAACCCUAAGAGUCCAUGCCCUUCCACCACAGUUCAAAACGGAACUAAAGGAUGUAGGGGCCACUGAAAAUGGAACAACUACGCUACGCUGUGAGCUCACCAAGGCCGCUCCAGUGGAGUGGAUGAAGGAAGGAAAGAAACUAGGUCAAAGCAACAAGUACCGAAUAAGAGAGGAAGAGACAGUCACAGAGUUGGUGAUCCAUGAUUUAGACAUUCAGGAUGCUGGACACUACACCUGUGUCUGUGGGGACCAGAAAACAACGUCUGUCUUAACAGUUAACGCCCUCAAGCCUGAAUUCAAGCAACGGCUGAAGAAUGAGAAGGCGGAAGAAGGUGGGACAGCCAGGUUCCGCUGUGAGGUAACGGUGGUGAAGGCCCCGGUGGAGUGGAAGAAAGAUGGUGUGGCGCUUCAUUCUGGUCCCAAAUAUGAAAUCAGGCAGGACGGUGCCAACCAUGAGCUGCUUAUUCACAACCUGGAGCCCAAAGACAGCGGAGAGUAUUCCUGCAUCACUGGGGAUCAAACCACAUCAGCAGCACUAACAGUGAAGGAACUAGACAUCACCAUCGUUAGGGAGCUGAAGAAUGCUGAGGUCUUUGAGGAAGAAGAUGUGACCUUUGAGUGCAAGGUCUCCCAUGACAAUGCGAGGGACGUGGAGUGGAAGCUGCAGGACGUUUCUCUGCAGAGCAACGAGAUGAACGAGAUCUCCGUCGAAAAAGGCAGGGUCCACACACUGAGACUGAGGAAGGUUACCCAGCAAGAUUCAGGCACCAUCACCUUCCGGGUUGGACCAUACACCUCCACGGCACAGCUGAAAGUGAAAGCCCCGCUUCCCACAUUUAAAGAGGAGCUGGCCAACAAAGAGGCAGAAGAGGACAGCACAGCCAUCCUGAAAUGUGAGGUCUCCCAGCCCAAUGUCCCGGCCACAUGGAAGAAGGGUACCCAAGUGAUUUCUCCAAGCUCCAAGUAUGAAAUGACACAGGAAGGAAUAAUACAUACCCUUAAGAUUUAUAAUUUGAAACCAGAGGACUCUGGCAAAUACACCUGUGACAUUGGAAACCAGAAGACCACAGCAACCAUCUCUGUUGAAGCCCUUCCACCACAGUUCAAAACGGAACUAAAGGAUGUAGGAGCCACUGAAAAUGGAACAACUACGCUACGCUGUGAGCUCACCAAGGCCGCUCCAGCAGAGUGGAUGAAGGAAGGAAAGAAACUAACGCAAAGUAACAAGUACCGAAUAAGACAGGAAGAGACAGUCACAGAGUUGGUGAUCCAUGAUUUAGACAUUCAGGAUGCUGGACGCUACACCUGUGUCUGUGGGGACCAGACAAGCACGGCUGUCUUAACAGUUAACGCCCUCAAGCCUGAAUUCAAGCAACGGCUGAGGAACGAGAAGGCAGAAGAAGGUGGGACAGCCAGGUUCCGCUGUGAGGUAACGGUGGUGAAGGCCCCGGUGGAGUGGAAGAAAGAUGGUGUGGCGCUUCAUUCUGGUCCCAAAUAUGAAAUCAGGCAGGACGGUGCCAACCAUGAGCUGCUUAUUCACAACCUGGAGCCCAAAGACAGCGGAGAGUAUUCCUGCAUCACUGGGGAUCAAACCACAUCAGCAGCACUAACAGUGAAGGAACUAGACAUCACCAUCGUUAGGGAGCUGAAGAAUGCUGAGGUCUUUGAGGAAGAAGAUGUGACCUUUGAGUGCAAGGUCUCCCACGACAAUGCGAGGGACGUGGAGUGGAAGCUGCAGGAUGUUUCUCUGCAGAGCAACGAGAUGAACGAGAUCUCCGUCGAAAAAGGCAGGGUCCACACACUGAGACUGAGGAAGGUUACCCAGCAAGAUUCAGGCACGAUCACCUUCCGGGUUGGACCAUACACCUCCACGGCACAGCUGAAAGUGAAAGCCCCGCUUCCCACAUUUAAAGAGGAGCUGGCCAACAAAGAGGCAGAAGAGGACAGCACAGCCAUCCUGAAAUGUGAGGUCUCCCAGCCCAAUGUCCCGGCCACAUGGAAGAAGGGUACCCAAGUGAUUUCUCCAAGCUCCAAGUAUGAAAUGACACAGGAAGGAACAAUACAUACCCUUAAGAUUUAUAAUUUGAAACCAGAGGACUCUGGCAAAUACACCUGUGACAUUGGAAACCAGAAGACCACAGCAACCAUCUCUGUUGAAGCCCUUCCACCACAGUUCAAAACGGAACUAAAGGAUGUAGGAGCCACUGAAAAUGGAACAACUACCCUACGCUGUGAGCUCACCAAGGCCGCUCCAGCGGAGUGGAUGAAGGAAGGAAAGAAACUAACGCAAAGCAACAAGUACCGAAUAAGACAGGAAGAGACAGUCACAGAGUUGGUGAUCCAUGAUUUAGACAUUCAGGAUGCUGGACGCUACACCUGUGUCUGUGGGGACCAGACAAGCACGGCUGUCUUAACAGUUAACGCCCUCAAGCCUGAAUUCAAGCAACGGCUGAAGAAUGAGAAGGCGGAAGAAGGUGGGACAGCCAGGUUCCGCUGUGAGGUAACGGUGGUGAAGGCCCCGGUGGAGUGGAAGAAAGAUGGUGCGGUGCUUCAUUCUAGUCCCAAAUAUGAAAUCAGGCAGGACGGUGCCAACCAUGAGCUGCUUAUUCACAACCUGGAGCCCAAAGACAGCGGAGAGUAUUCCUGCAUCACUGGGGAUCAAACCACAUCAGCAGCACUAACAGUGAAGGAACUAGACAUCACCAUCGUUAGGGAGCUGAAGAAUGCUGAGGUCUUUGAGGAAGAAGAUGUGACCUUUGAGUGCAAGGUCUCCCACGACAAUGCGAGGGACGUGGAGUGGAAGCUGCAGGAUGUUUCUCUGCAGAGCAACGAGAUGAACGAGAUCUCAGUUGAAAAAGGCAGGGUCCACACACUGAGACUGAGGAAGGUUACCCAGCAAGAUUCAGGCAUGAUCACCUUCCGGGUUGGACCAUACACCUCCACGGCACAGCUGAAAGUGAAAGCCCCGCUUCCCACUUUUAAAGAGGAGCUGGCCAACAAAGAGGCAGAAGAGGACAGCACAGCCAUCCUGAAAUGUGAGGUCUCCCAGCCCAAUGUCUCGGCAACAUGGAAGAAGGGCACCCAAGUGAUUUCUCCAAGCUCCAAGUAUGAAAUGACACAGGAAGGAACAAUACAUACCCUUAAGAUUUAUAAUUUGAAACCAGAGGACUCUGGCAAAUACACUUGUGACAUUGGAAACCAGAAGACCACAGCAACCAUCUCUGUUGAAGCCCUCCCGGUUCGGUUUGACAUCCAGGUUGAGAGCCAGGAAGUUGAGGAAAGCUCAACCGUCACCCUCCUGGCCAAGCUCUCUAAACCCGACGUGCCUGUGAAGUGGAGCAAAGGCUCUACCAAACUGCGACCCGGCGACAAGUACGAGAUGAGGCAGAAGGGCUCCGCCGUGGAGCUUCUCAUUCACAAUGCACAGCCUGAGGACUCUGGAGACUACAUUUGUGACUCUGGGGACCAGCAGACCACAGCAUCAUUGCUUGUGAAAGCUUUGCCAGUGAUGUUUAUUAAGCAGCUUGAGAAUCAGGAGGCACUUGAAGGUGGCACUGUCACCCUGAGCUGCGAGAUCUCUAAACACGGGGCACCUGUCCAGUGGAAAAAAGAAGGAUCCCUUCUACAGUCCGGUGGCAAGUACACAAUGAAGCAAGCAGGCACCAUGGUGGAAUUGACUGUUUCGAAGCUGAGUGCUGCUGAUGGUGGGGAAUACACCUGUGACGCAGGAGACCACAAGACUGCUGCUUCCCUGCUGGUGAAAGAAGUCCCAGCCACCAUAGUGGAGGACCUGAAAGAUAUCACCUUGUGUGAAAAUGAAGACGCAGUGUUUCAGUGCAAGGUCUCUCGGGAGGAAGCCAAGGACGUGCAAUGGAGUCUGAAUGGUGUCCCUCUCCAGUCCAAUGUAAUGAACGAGACUGAAGUUCAAGGGAAACUUCACAUUCUCACCCUGCGGAAGGUGACCCUCGAAGACUCUGGCUCUGUCACUUUCAAAGUGGGCCAGAAUUCUUCUGAGGCCCAGCUGAUGGUGCAAUCUGCGCCAGUCAUCUUCAUAAAGCAGCUGGAGGACAUGGACGUUGAUGAGAGUGGCAUGGCCACCUUCUGCUGUGACCUCUCCAAACCUGGUGUCCAUGUGGAAUGGAACAAGGGUUCGUCCACAAUCCAGCCCAGCCAGAAGUUUGAAAUUAAAGUGGAAGGAACUGCCCACACUUUGAUCAUCCAUGCUGUGGUCCCUGAAGACUCGGGAGAAUAUAGCUGUAGCGCAGCUGACAAGAAGACCGCAGCUAGACUCAAGGUUAAAGCAAUCCCUGUGCUUUUCAAACAUGGCCUCCAGAACAAAGAGGUUGAGGCAGGGAACACACUGUCGCUGCGCUGUGAGCUGUCAAAGCCCAUGGCUCCAGUGGCCUGGAGGAAAGGGAAUGUGGCGCUUCAAUCAAGUGACAAGUAUGAGCUCAGGCAAGAAGGGAACUUUGUGGAGCUCCUAAUUUACGACGCGGAAGCUCCGGAUGCUGGAGAUUACACCUGUGAUUCACGAGACCAACAGACAACCGCCACAGUGAAAGUCAAAGUUCUGCCAGUGCUCUUUAAAGAGGAAUUGCAGAAUGUAGAAUCGGAAACGGGUGGAAAGGCUGUCCUGCGUUGCGAGAUCUCCAAACCUGAUGCUCCCAUUGAGUGGCGGAAAGGAGCCGUUGUCCUGCAGCCCAGUGCCAAGUAUGAGAUGUGGCAGAGAGGCACCAGCAUUGAGCUGAUCAUUCACGAUCUGGAGCCUGAAGAUUGUGGUCCCUACACUUGCAGCACGGGAGAUGAGCUGUCCACAGGCUCCGUUUAUGUACAAGAAGAGGAAGUACAGAUAAUUGCUGGUUUAAGCAACACGGACGUCUUUGCGGGAGAAUUGGCCACUUUUACCUGUGAACUCUCACGUUCCGGCAUGCAAAAUGUACAAUGGUGGCUGGAUGGAUCGCCCCUUCAAAGCAGCCCUGUGAAUGAAAUCUCUGUGCAAGAUGGGAAAAUUUAUUCUUUGACACUAAAGGACCUGGGGCCCAAUGAUUCAGGGAUUGUGACCUUCAGAGCGGGGCCCCUCAUAUCCUCUGCUAAAUUAUUAAUCAAAGAUCCAACCAUUGAAGUGGUCAGUCCCAUGCAGGACAUUAUCAUCGACGAAGAUGGCACAGCAGAAUUCAUCUGCCAGUACUCUAGGCCUGUACAGGCCACGUGGAUGAAGAACGACCAGGGGAUUCAUGCAGAUGGCCAGCGAAUUGUAAUUGAGCAGGACUGGAAUGUGGCCAAGCUGAAAAUUAAGCCCGCUCUUCCAAGGGAUACCGGCAUCUAUUCUUGUGAAGCUGGAGGCACUAGAGUGGUGGCUAUGCUUGAUGUUCAAGCCAAGAACACUAUUGUCCAAGGGUUAGAGAAUGUGGAGGCAGUGGAAGGGGGCGAAGCUCUGUUUGAGUGCUACCUUUCCAAACCAGAGUCCUACAAUUACAACUGGCUGAUUGACGAUGAGCCAGCCAAAACCUCUGAAAACAUUGAGAUGGUUUAUUUUGAAAAUGGCCUCCGGCAUCUCCUUCUCCUAAAGAACCUCACGCCCCACGACAGCUGCAGAGUGACCUUCCAGACUAGUGAUGUGGUGACGUCUGCCUUCCUGACCGUAAAAGGAUGGCGUCUGGAAUUGUUGGAGCCAAUAACUGACACCACAGUUACCGCUGGGAACCCAGCUGUCUUCAGCUGUGUGUUAAGUGAAGCCAUACCAGUCAGUGAAGUUGCUUGGUAUGUUAAUGAUACGGAUAUCCAAGCAGAUGAAAACUGGGGAAUCGAGGCGUCAGAGAAUAGCUACAGACUCAUACUGAAGAAAGCUCAGCCUCAUCACUCUGGAGAGGUGACCUUUGCUGCAGGGGAUGCCAUUGCAUCAGCUAAGUUAUCUGUCAUAGCUCCAGAGCCUGCUGCAGUGACUGCCAUCACUCAACCUUUGGUUGACAAGUCUGUUUUGGAAGGGGAAAAGACUAGUUUAGAGUGUGAAUUAUCCAAAGAAGCUCAAGAGGUAGUUUGGCUCAAAGGAAGAGAACCAAUCCAGCCUGGAGAGAGAUAUGAAAUCAUUUCAGAAGGAAAAAAACAGACACUUGUCAUUCAUGGUUUUAAGGCUGAAGAUCAAGGAUCAUACACCUGUGUGGCCUCUCCCGAUGUCAAAACAUCUGCCAGUCUUUCUGUUGAAGGUUCAACAGUGUCCAUGUUGAAAGAGACCGCUGAGGAAACACCAAAGGCUAACGAGCUGGGCGAGAUAAUCGAUGGGCAGGUGCAGCCCAGCUUGCCCCCUGAAGCUGCUCAGGAGGGUGACCUCCACCUCCUAUGGGAAGCUCUUGCCAAAAAACGUCGGAUGAGUCGUGAACCGACUCUGGAUUCGAUCAGUGAACUGCCUGAAGAGGAUGACAAACUUCAGAAGCAGAAGAAGGAAGAGGCCGAGGUGAUCCAGUACUAUUCAGAAGAAUACUCAACCUGUGACGAAUCAGCUAAAGCAGGAGAGGCAGAUUUGUCUUUCACAAGUUCAGAUGAUGAGUCAAGAGCGGGGACCCCUUCCCUAAUCAACUACCUCAAAAAGGCUAGCUUGUCUACGGUUAGCAUCAGUGGCAAAGUCCAGACUGUCUCUGCAGAAAAAGUCUAUAAACAGGGAGAGGAAAUUGAGCCAGCUCAGCCAGAGACUGUAGAAGGAGAUCUGGGUGACCCUUCCAUGUCUCAGGCAGCUGUAAAAAUCCAGGCUGCUUUCAAAGGGUACAAAGUGAGGAAGGAGAUCAAACAGCAAGAAUGCCCAGUCUUUGCUGAGACCUUCAAGGACUUCUCUGGCGAGCUGGGAAGCACCCUCCACCUUGACUGUGUGGCUCAAAGCAAAACUGACAUGAAGGUCCGUUGGCUGAAAGAUGGUGAUGAAAUUUUGGACGGGCGCCAUUAUCAUGUAGACAAUUAUAGCGAUGGCACCUGCUCCUUGAUUAUCACUGGCCUGGAAAUGAAUGACACUGGCAAGUACACCUGUGAGGUGUCCAAUAAGUUUGGCAGAGUCUCUCACAGUGCCAAGGUGAUGGUGGGCGUCCAGCCUCACGCACCUGUACAUAAGCACAGAGCUGCCAGGAAGUUCCCUGAGAGCGAAACGGAGAGCUCUUCUGGCAGUGAGUUGGACGAUGCCUUCCGCAAAGCCGGCAGGAGGCUUCACAAACUGUUCAAGUCAAAAAUAUCCACAGGGAUUUCGGAUGUGGAUGAGGAACUUUUUGUCAGUGCUGAUGAGGGAGAGAUAACGGUGGUGGACCACCAGACCUACCGUGAAGAUGAGAGGUACAUCUAUAUCAAGUUUGAAGUUAUGUCCGAGGCAAAGACAGCCGCUAGCCGGUUUAGAGAAAUGUUUGCUGCUAUGGGUAUUGCUGUUGAGAUUGACAUCCUCGAUCAAGGCCCUAAAAAGGUAGAGCUGCGUAUUGGGAAGGCCACACCACCUGCCCCAGAGCAAUUGAGGACCUUGGCAAAACGGCCACCACCUCCUUUGCUAACAUCUGACACCGCUCCUGUCUUCAUAACUGAGCUUCAAAACCAAGAGGUGCAGGAUGGCUAUCCAGUCAGUUUUGACUGUAUUGUUGUUGGUAAGCCAACCCCCACUGUCCGGUGGUUCAAGGAUGGGAGAGUUAUUGAAGAGGACGAUCACUACAUGAUCAAUGAGGACCAGGAAGGCUGCCACCAGCUGAUCAUUACUGCUGUGGUCCCUCUCGACAUGGGGGUUUACCGUUGUCUAGCUGAAAACAGCAUGGGCGUUUCUUCAACAAAAGCUGAGCUGCGAGUGGACUUGACCAGCACAGAUUACGACACAGCAGCAGAUGCCACAGAGACUUCAUCCUACUACAGUGCCAAAGGGUAUUUCUCCAGCCGAGAACAGGAAGGAGUGGAGUCCAUGACUGAAGAGGAACAGCUGCCACAGAUUCUUGAUGACCUUCAUGAUAUCCAUGUAGCCCCCGGAGCACCUUUGGCUAAAUUCCAUCUGAAGGUGAAAGGUUACCCUGAGCCUCGCCUCUACUGGUUCAAAGAUGGCCAACCGUUGCAUGUGUCGGACCGUCUCUUAAAGACAGACAAGAAAGAGUUUCAUGCCCUUGAAGUUCUUAAUGUCUCAAAGGAGGACGCUGGUCAAUACUCUGUAUUUAUUAGGAACUCUGCUGGGUCGGCGUAUUCAGCGGCCAGAUUGCUCGUCAAAGGGCCUGGCGAAGAAGAAGAAAAACCAGGCAAAGAUGUUCACGAGCAACUGGUGCCACCAAGAUUCCUGGAAAGAUUUACCAACAAAAAAGUGAGGAAAGGCGUUAGUAUUACCCUUUCCGUGAAAGUUGAAGGAAGUCCACCACCCUCGGUGACUUGGCUGAAGGAAGAGUAUCCCGGAGAAGACAUCCUCUGGAUCAAGUCAGACAUGCCAGGUUAUAAGCUUGCCAGUUCCAACAUGCAUCAUAGUCUAAUCUUGCUUGAUGUGAAAAAGGAGUACAGCGGAAACUAUACCUGCAUUGCCUCCAAUCAGGCUGGGCAGUCUAUCUGUAGUGCCUCCCUAGAAGUUCUGGACGCGAAAGAAGCUGAGGUUCUGACCCAGGAGCGUGUGAUGGUGACGGAAGCUUUAAUGACGACAUUUGGGUAUGAAGAAGGCAAAGAGAUAAAAGAACAUGGAGUUGGGAUUUCUGUUCAUCCUCCUGAAACCCAUAAAGGGGGGCACAUGGAAGGUGAAGCUGUUCGGAGCCACAUUUCACUUGCUGAAGUUGGGACUGAGGAGUUUCUCCAGAAAUUGACAUCGCAGAUCACAGAAAUGGUGUCUGCAAAGAUAAGUCAAGCCACACUUCGAGUCCCUGGAGCUGACAGCGAUGAUGAAUCAAGAACGCCAUCUGCAUCUCCACGGCAUGGCAGGUCCAGGCCUUCAUCUACAGUACAGGAGUCUUCCUCUGAAUCUGAUGAAGGGGAUGCGAGGGGAGAGAUUUUCGACAUCUACAUGGUUACUGCUGAUUACACGCCCAUCGGUGCUGAUUGUGAAACCAUCACCCUGAAGGAAGGACAAUAUGUGGAGGUCCUGGAUUCUGCUCAUCCUUUGAAAUGGCUAGUGAGGACUAAACCCACGAAGUCCAGCCUGUCCAGGCAAGGCUGGGUUUCUCCGGCCUAUCUGGAUAAGAGGUUAAAGCUCUCUGCUGAGUGGGGCAUUCAAGAGGUUCCAGAGUUCCCUGGAGAAUCUGUUUCGGAGGAUGAAUAUAAAAAGAAGCUGAGCAUCAUUACUCAGGACCUGCUGAACUCAGAGGAGGAGUUUGUCAAGGACCUGCAGUUUCUCCAGACUCACCACAUUCAGUUCACCGAGACCUGCCCCAUCAUCCCUGCUGCUGUUUCCAGUCAGAAGCUCAUUAUCUUCAGGAACAUCACUGACAUAACCCACUUCCAUGUCAACACAUUCUUCCCAGAGCUUCAGAAAUGUGACACUGAUGACGAUGUGGCCAUGUGUUUCAUUAAGAACGAGGGGGAUUUUGACAAGUACAUCCAGUACCUUGUGGGACGGAUACAGGCUGAGUCUGUGGUUGUCAGCAAAGCUGUUCAGGAGUUCUACAAGCGAUAUACAGAGGGAACAUUAUCUAGCGAGGACCCUUCUCAGCCACCAGUCCUUCCUCUGCAGCACUAUCUAGAGAGGCCGAUAAACAGGAUCCAGAAGUAUCAAACAGUAAUCAAGGAGCUAAUCCGAAACAAAGCAAGGAAUAAUCAAAACUGUGCCCUGCUAGAGCAGGCUUAUGCUAUUGUGUCUGCACUCAACAGGCGAGCAGAAAACAACCUCCAUGUGUCUCUCAUUGAGAACUAUCCAGGAACCCUAGAAAUCCUAGGAGAGCCCAUCCGACAGGGACAGUUCAUUGUCUGGGAAGGGGCACCUGGAGCCAGAAUGGCUUGGAAGGGCCACAAGCGACAUGCCUUUCUCUUCAAGAAUUACCUCCUGAUCUGCAAGCCCAAACGAGACACCAAGACAGAUACUUACAGCUACAUCUUCAAGAACAUGAUGAAGCUACCCAACAUAGAUGUGAAUGAUCUGGUAGAAGGAGAUGACCGGGCCUUUGAGAUUUGGCAUGAGCGGGAAGACUCAGUCCGCAAAUAUCUGUUUCAAGCCAGGACUGUCAUCAUCAAGAACUCCUGGGUGAAGGAAAUCUGUGGUAUCCAGCAACGCAUCAGCCUCCCUGUGUGGGAUCCACCAGAGUUUGAGGAGGAACUGGCUGACUGUACAGCUGAACUUGGUGAAACCGUCAAAUUAGCCUGCAGAGUAACUGGAACACCGAAGCCGGGUGUCACCUGGUACAAAGAUGGUAAACCAGUGGAGGUGGAUCCCCAUCACAUCAUCAUUGCAGAUCCCGAUGGCUCCUGCACGCUGAUCCUUGACAACCUGAUGGGGGUUGAUUCGGGGCAAUACAUGUGCUUCGCUGCUAGCCCAGCUGGCAAUGCCAGUACCCUAGGAAAGAUCCUUGUUCAAGUUCCUCCCCGCUUUGUGAACAAGGUUAAGUACGCAUAUUACGCUGAUGGUGAAGAUGCACAGUUUACGUGCACCAUUGAAGGAACACCUUAUCCACAGAUCAGGUGGUAUAAAGAUGGAGAUCUACUGACAGACCCAAAUAAACACCAAAGUUUUAGUGAACCACGGAGUGGCAUUAUAGUGCUUGUGAUCAAAAAUGCCUGUAAAGAUGACAUGGGAUUUUAUGAAUGUGAGCUGGUAAACAGAUUAGGGACAGCAAAGAGUGGUGCUCAGCUUUACCACCAGAGCGCAGCAGCAUUGGCUCAAGAGAGGAGACCGGACCAAGCCAUUACAAUUGAAGCUGAACAACAGGAAACUAUUGGCAAAAUUCCAGAGAGAAGUAAAAUAUUGCCCAGUCCAAGCAUCGCUCAAAAAGACACAAUUCUUGAAGAUGAUGGGAUUCAUGAACACACCGUUCCCAUUACAAGAACCCCUCAGGUCAUGCCUGGAGCAGAGCGGCUCAGGACUGAUGGGGCAGAGGGCAUCUCAGAUGUUCAGAUGCAAGUUUAUGUUCAGACCAUGGAGGGAACCUGUGUCUAUAAAACGGUGGAGAAGAGUGCAAUAAGCCCACCAUACAUGCAGGUGACAAUUGAGGAUGUGCAGGUCCGGGGUGGGGAGAUGGCAAAGUUUCAUGCCGUUAUUGAAGGAGAUCCUCAGCCAACCGUUGCAUGGUUUAAGGGUAUUUCCUUGUUGAUAGAUAGUGAAAGAGUCCAUCAGUUCAAUGAAGAGACAAGAUAUUCUUUGGUUUUGUACAACACUCGACCUGAAGAUGGUGGUGUCUAUACUUGCAUUGCUAAAAACACAGGAGGGGAGGUCUUAUGCAAAGCUGAACUCAUGGUCCAAGAAGAUAAGAAAAGCCAAGGGGCAAAGAAACAGAGCAAGAGAAGAAAACUCCAUUCUUUCUAUGAGGUUAAGCAAGAAAUAGGAAGGGGUUCCUUUGGAAUUCUCAAGAGAGUUGUCCACAAAGGCAAUCGAGUUUCUUUUGCAGCCAAAUUUAUACCCCUGCGAAGGAAAACAAGGGAUCAGGCCUAUCAGGAGAAGGAUAUUCUAGCCAACCUGUCUCAUAAUAGGAUCACUCAGUUGCUGGACGAAUUUGAAACACGGAAAACCUUGAUUCUGAUUUUGGAGCUAUGCUCCAAUGAAGAGCUCCUGGAAAGGUUGUUCAAGAAAAAUGUGGUGACUGAAGCAGAGGUCAAGCUGUACAUCAGACAACUUCUAGAAGGGAUUGAAUACUUGCAUAGGAGCAAAGUGCUUCACUUGGAUAUUAAGCCUGCAAACAUCUUGAUGGUUUAUGAUGACAAGGAUGAAAUUAAGAUCUGUGAUUUUGGCUUUGCUCAAUAUAUGAAUCCAUCAAGGCCUCAGUACAGCGAAUAUGGGACACCUGAAUUUGUUUCACCUGAAAUUCUCUCCCAAUCACCAGUCUCAACAGCAUCAGAUAUCUGGCCUGUUGGAGUCAUUUGCUAUUUAAGCCUGACGUGCAAAUCACCAUUUGCUGGGGAAAAUGACAGAGCAACCCUACUAAAUAUUCAGAAUGCAACAGUUUCGUGGGAUAUUCCUGAAUUUGUUCAUCUGAGCAUAAAAGCACAGGAUUUUAUCAGAAAGAUACUGCAGUCGUCUCCACAGGCAAGGCCUAAGGCUCUGGAGUGUCUUUCCCACGCAUGGUUCAUGCAUAACAUCCCACUUGGAGAAGCUCAUUUUAUAGAGACAAAGCAGCUCAAAUUUUUUGUCUCUCGAAGCAAAUGGCAGCGUUCUCUUAUGAGCUAUAAAUCUGUGCUGGUAAUGAGACCUAUCCCAGAAAUCCUGGAGAAAACUCAUAAAACCACAUCUCUUGGCAUCUCCCGACACCUGGUGGAAGAGAGCAGCUCAUCUGGCACCAGUGGGUCAUCUUCAGACAAUGAGAUUUCAGCCUCUCCAGGGAGAAGGCACUUUGGCCCUAUACCAGAACCUCACUUGUCUGUGCCUGAGGGAUCAAAUUACCCAGAACACCAGGAAUCCAUAACCGAGGUUAAACACUCUGAAUCCCUGCUGCCACCAAUCAAGCCUGCAAGACAUAAAAAGGCUUCAGUGAAGAGGCAGCAGGGUGAUCAGUCGCCACAAGAAAGUGAAGAACUAAUGCUCUUGGGACCAGAGGCAGGUGGGACAGAAAUGUUUCACUCAGCUUCUUUACAGGAUAAAGCUGGUUUAUUGGUAUCUGAAGAAGGCAAAACUGAGAGCACUGAAGCAGGAAGAUCCCCUGGAUGCGUCCCCAGGCACAGUGUCGUAAAAAGUACUUUCUACAGUCAGCCGUCUGAGAGUCUUGCAAAUGUGCCUUCGUCACCCGGCAAAGAGCACAGGAAACAUUUAGCAAGAGCAAAGAGAACCUACAGGAAAGCAGGGUUUUCGAAAUCAGCUUUAAGUGGCCUGCGCGAACCCCUUCUCGAACAGUUUGAACUUGGGGAGGGAGGAUUGUCUAGGGAUGAAGAAGCCGAAAGGGGCAGAGAAGAGGUUUUUGGCCCUCUGAUGACCAAAUCGGCUUCUUUUGAUACUGCACAGAAAUCACCACGAGUUACUUUCCCAGUUUCCAGCAGAAGCCGUUCGCUGGAUGAUUACAGGAUGAGAGCUGCAGGCUUUGCUGAGGAACAAUCCAUUGAGGAAGAAGAGAGUGACUUGAUUUCCCAGGGCAGUCCUGUCGAGGUCGCUCGCCAGAGUCGCGUUUCUGAGGCUGGCAGCGAAGAAGGCUCUGGGAAGGCUUCUAAAGAGGAAGACUCAAAGGAAACCAGACAAGAAGCUUCCGAGGAUCAGCCAGACUCCUUUGCACAACUUGGUAACGGGCAAAGUUCAUUUCUGGUUGCUCAGCAGCAAGAGAAGGCCCUCAUUUCAGUGCCGCAAUCUGAAAAAGAACGUUUGCUUCAGAAAUCAAAGCAACCUCUUUCUGCAAAGAUGGGGACGCCUGUUCCUGGAAGUGAACAUCUGAUUCACACUGAGAAGCAAUUGGAUUUAGCUUCAGUGUUAGCCCAAAAGGGUGAAGGUGAGGAAGGGCAAUUGCAUCAGUCAGCCAAAGCUCCUGUUCCUGGGGACACGACAGCACUCAUUUUUCCAAAGGGAGAGAGCUCAGAUUUGACACUCGCUCAGUCAGAGACAGUCCUGCCAAUCUCCCAAGACAGUGAGAGGGGAAAAGAUCUCCCUCAUGAGAUAAAGCUGACUUCUGUCCCGAGCAAAGAAAGACCUAUUGCUCCUCAGGGUGAAAGCCUCGUCCUUUUAAAGCCAGCCCCUGCUGAAGGAGCAUUUAAAAGUGGGGGCCAGUUGCCUCUCAUGCCUCCUGGUCAGGGUCAGAUACAACAUGCUGUUAUGGCAAAGGGCAAGAGCGCGGAGGCCCCACAGAUUGUGCCAGUGGUUGAAAGCUCCUUGGUUUUGCACCGGAAGCCUUCAGAAAUGACACCAGUUGUCCCAGAGAGUAAAAGUUCAACUAUCCCUGUCCCACAGGCAGACAUGUCUGCUGUAUCAAUACCUGGAGGGAAAGACGUACAACUUCUACCACAGAAACCUUCAGCACCCAGUUUGACAAAAGCACCUGCGUUAGAGGGAGAAAGCCCAGUUUGUUUAACUGUUUCUCCAGCAAAAGCUGUCCCAGUUUCAGUCGCUAACAGAGAAUGUGAAGGCCUUGUCCGUUUAGAGGCUACGCCUGUUCCUGAAUGUGUGAGAGAAAGGCAGCAGAUCUCACCACAGAAGCCUUCUGAUUAUAGUGAGGUGCUUUCUGGCGCUCUGAGAAGUGCUGGUUCUGUCAUUCAAACUCUUUCCCAAGCAGAAGCUCCUGUCAGUUUAGAGGCUACGCCUGUUCCUGUAUCUGUGAGGGAAAGCCAGCUGGUCUCACCACAGAAACCUUCUGAUUAUAGUGAGGUGCUUUCUAGUGCCCUGAGAGGUGCAGGUUCAGACAUUCAAACUCUUUCCCAAGUAGAAGGUCCUCUCAGUUUAGAGUCUACGCCUGUUCCUGCAUCUGUGAGGGAAAGCCAGCAGAUCUCACAACAGAAGCCUUCUGAUUAUAGUGAGGUGCUUUCUAGUGCCCUGAGAGGUGCAGGUUCAGACAUUCAAACUCUUUCCCAAGUAGAAGGUCCUCUCAGUUUAGAGGCUACGCCUGUUCCUGCAUCUGUGAGGGAAAGCCAGCAGAUCUCACAACAGAAGCCUUCUGAUUAUAGUGAGGUGCUUUCUAGUGCCCUGAGAGGUGCCGGUUCAGACAUUCAAACUCUUUCCCAAGUAGAAGGUCCUCUCAGUUUAGAGGCUACGCCUGUUCCUGCAUCUGUGAGGGAAAGCCAGCAGAUCUCACAACAGAAGCCUUCUGAUUAUAGUGAGGUGCUUUCUGGCGCUCUGAGAAGUGCUGGUUCGGUCAUUCAAACUCUUUCCCAAGCAGAAGCUCCUGUCAGUUUAGAGGCUACGCCUGUUCCUGUAUCUGUGAGGGAAAGCCAGCUGGUCUCACCACAGAAACCUUCUGAUUAUAGUGAGGUGCUUUCUAGUGCCCUGAGAGGUGCAGGUUCAGACAUUCAAACUCUUUCCCAAGUAGAAGGUCCUCUCAGUUUAGAGGCUACGCCUGUUCCUGCAUCUGUGAGGGAAAGCCAGCAGAUCUCACAACAGAAGCCUUCUGAUUAUAUUGAGGUGCUUUCUAGUGCCCUGAGAGGUGCAGGUUCGGUCAUUCAAACUCUUUCCCAAGCAGAAACCACCCCCAUAUCAAUCUCUCAUAGAGAAAGCCCAAAGGGCUUGCCUCCUCCCAAGUCCCCCAUUCACAGCAAAGCAGUGUUGACCCUUGGUGAGGUGAGAGACCCUUCUGAACAACCAGAAGCUGUCCAAACAUUGAUCCAUGAGGGGGAACACCAUAAAGAUCUACAGCAGAAAUUUUUCACCCCAGGAGAGAGGAAACGUGAUGGCCUUCAAAGAGAGAGACAACCAAUCUUAAGUCUCUCAAAAGCAGACCCAGUUUCUUCAGGUGAAAGUCAGGAACAGACUCACGAGAAAUCUUUGGGUUGCAGUGAGCUGAUUUCUGCCAUCCCAAAGGGCAAAAGUCCACAAGUCUUAAUGCCUUCACAAGCCAAAACUAUUCCAAUUUCUCCUUUUGAAGCUGAAAAACAGGAACUCCUUCAUCAUGUUCAAACUACUGUUCGUGAAGUCAAGUCAGUUAUCCUGAAGGGCCAAGAAAGGCCAUCUGUUUCAGGCUUUUCCCAAGCUAAAAUUGUGCCAUUCUCAGCCUCUGGGGGAGAAAUCCCAGUUGCUCUGAAGAAAACCUCCUUUCCCAUUGGUGAAGGAAGAAGCAGGGAACGUUUUCUUCAGAAACCUUCUGGUUACAGUGACAUGGAGGCUGAAGCUCUGGAGAGCCUAGUUGAUGAGAUGGUUUGCCUGUCAAAAGAGAUGACUGUUUUGGCAGAGUCAGUUUCUGAUCAAGAGCGAUCCAAGAGACUUGUCUCUCCACCAAGGGAAACGUCUUACCAAGGCUCACCUGGGCAAGGAGCAAGACCAGUAACCCGGUAUCUUGUUCGCAGAGGAAAAAGAGAAGGGGGCGUUGGCCUAGCAGAUCCCUCAGAAGCAGAUAUUAUAUAUCCUGGAGAAGAAGACUGUUUCAGUGCACUACCUUUCAUGGGUAAGAAAGCCAGGAUGUCUCCCCCUUAUGAAGGCAUGGAUUAUACAGGUGCGGGAAUGCCUGUGGCAUCUCAGUUUGCUAGCUCUGCUUUUGGGGACAGACCCUCGUAUUACCCUGGCAGCCUCAGAAGUGGCCGAAUGUAUGAAAUCAGCUUAGUGCAGAUUCAGGACCUUUCAGAGGACAUGCCUCGCCCUGACAGCAAGACAGCAAAAUUCGACAUCUCUGAGAUAGAGCCUGCCUUCCUCAACCUGUGUGAACUGUAUGACAUUGCGUAUUCCCCAUUCGAGUUCCUUAGCUUCAGAAAAGCCCCCGAGAACCUACCCGGCAAAAGACGCUUGCCUUUGGGUGAAAAGGCAAAGUUGCUACCUGGAUUGAAAUUUCAUGCACAUCGGGAUAAAAAAGUGUGUAUCAGGGAAGGAGACUUGCAACGUGAGGCUGUACAGGAAGCUCCGAAAGGUGAAGAGAAAGCUCCAGCCAAGUUGGAAGACUCUAAAGCACCCUGGAUGGGGAAGAGGUCCGAUUCGGAAGGUGAUAUUCCGGUUGGGUCUCAGCAAAUCUAUGGUCUCCCGGCAGAUGCAACUGAGCAGCGCAGGAGCUCUUUGCAAGGCAGAGUGGGGCUCUUCAAGCCUUUUGCCGCCCGGUCUCAGUCCAUGGAGCUGAUGGAGCAAAGUCUAAAGAAGAAGAUGAAAGCAUCAGUCACCCACCUGUCAAGAAUGUUGAGAAGAAAGUCAUCCUCUGACCAGGAAAGCAGGGAAGUCUCAGAGGAGCGGAAGGGUGAGCUACAAGAGCGGGUAUCCUUGACGGAGGCGUCUGGAGGUUUGAAGAAGAAAACAGGGUUCCCUUCAUUCACCCUCCCAAGCCUCAAAACAAAGGAGAAAGCACCUUCUUUUGUAGAAGAUCUCACUGACCAGACAAUUGUCUUGGGGCAGUCGCUGACUCUGUCCUGCCGGACAUCUGCCCAUUCAUCAUCUCUUGUUGAAUGGUUCAAAGAUGGAGCAGCCAUUCAUAGCACGGAUAGGAUCCUGAUCUCAUCUACGCUCAAACGCUUCCAGCUUUUAACAAUAUUGGCAGCCACCUCUGAUGAUUUUGGCAAUUACACAUGUGUAGCCACCAACUCUCAGGGCACAGUUUCCACCUCUUGUGUAAUAAGGAAAGCAGAGACACCUUCCAAUCCACCAUCGCCUGCUAUCAUUGAGGUCCUUGAAGAUGGAGUAGAGCUGGCCUGGAAGCCAGUGGAGAUGAACACUCCUGUGACUUACUCUGUACUUUGCAAAAAGGAUGAUGGCGGAUGGAAGACUCUGGCCAGUGGCAUCUCGGACUGCUGCUACACCGCCAAGCAUCUCCCUCAGGGUCUGGUGUAUUCUUUCAGGUUUGCCUGUGUCAGUAAGAGCGGUGUCGGCCCGUACAGCAACCCAACUGCCAAAGUGAAAAUUGGCGAAACCGACGCAGCAGCAUUCCAGUCUCUGGACUCAGAGGAGGACAGCCAAAUGGCAGCUUCUGCUCAGCCAUCCCACCAAACGUAUGCCUUCCAGACGGAAAUAAAAAGAGGACGCUUCAGCAUCAUCAAGCAGUGCAGAGAGAAGCUCAGCGGGAAUGCUUUGGCGGCCAAGAUAAUCCCCUACAGGGAAGAAGACAAGGAAGCUGUGCUCCAAGAGUACCACAUCCUGCGGAAGCUUCACCACACCAACGUUGGGCAGCUGCAGGGGGCCUAUGUGAGCCCACGCCACCUGGUGCUGAUCACGGAACUUUGUGUGGGGCCUGAGCUACUGAAUGCUUUGGCUGGGAGAUCAUCCUAUUCAGAGAUGGAGGUCAGGGACUAUCUGUGGCAGAUUCUCAGUGCUGUUGAAUACCUCCAUGCUCAGAACAUUCUGCACUUGGACCUGAGAUCUGAAAAUAUGAUUAUCAUUGAACCAAACCUGCUUAAACUCCUAGACUUUGGCAAUGCGCAAUUCUAUGAACCUGACAGAGUCAUUACCCUGGAUGGGUGCACAGACUAUGUGGAAACUAUGGCUUCAGAACUCCUGUCUGAUAAAGGAGCUGUCCCACAGACUGACAUCUGGGCCAUUGGCGUAACAGCUUUCAUCAUGCUGAGUGCGGAAUACCCCGUUAGCUCUCAGGCCGCCUGGGACUUUGGGAGGCUUGUCAAACGAGAGAAAAUCAAAUUCAACAAAUGCUAUGCGGGCCUCUCGGGAGGAGCCGUCUCAUUCCUACAAAGCACCCUGUCCUCUAAUCCAUGGAGGCGGCCAACAGCAUCUGAAUGCCUUCAGUCUCCAUGGCUGCAGGAGACUGGCCUGGAUGAGAGGCAACAAGCCACAGUCACUUUCUCCACCGCCAAACUGAGGAAUUUUCUAGCUGAGCGGGAAAGAAAGAGGGCCCUGCUCUGCUCAAAGUAUGGCCUGAUGACUGUGUAGCGAAAUAACAUUCAAACUGCAUCACUCUCAGACUACUCCAUAAUCCUGCUCAACACACAUAAGAAUGUUUUAUUAUAAUGUCUGGCUUCUGGCUUGAAAAGGGAUGGCCACCUUCUUCAGGAUGAGACACAAGGUGGUGUGAGUCAAAGGGCUGUCACUCAUUUGCUUAUUCAUAUGUGCACAACAAUAAUAAUCUGUGUAUUUUCAUGUAAGUUUGGGGCUGGUGGACACCAAGUCACAGUUCAUGGACGUCUCUAUCCUACAAUAUUGUUUUUCUGAAGUUGUCAUUAUGGAGUGGAACUAUUAUGGUGAACUAAUGGCAGGAGGCAACCAUCAUCGAUUUAACUAUAGGCAGGCCAGCUUAGCAAAACCUUAUGGGGAAUUUCCUGUCUCUCCAGAGCAGUUAAACGAUAUAAUCAACUGCUAAGGGAGCUUAUAGAAUCUCCUUCCUUGGCGGUUGUUUUGAAGAAGGAAAUAGUAGGCAACAUUGGAUGCUUUAAGACUGGAUCCAGCCUUAAGUCAGAAGAUUGUGUUGCCAUGACUGCUGCUUCAAGUCUCUUAUUCCAAUCUGAAAAUGUGAAUAAGCCCUUGAAAAAUGUUUAUAUGCACAGACUUCAAAAUCAUUCACUGAAAUAGUUGAAUGUGGGCUUAUUUCUAAGACUCCUUGUUUUUGCAGUCAAUGUUUUCCAAAUGUAUCUCAUGGGUUCCUAGGAAUGCAAUUUUAUAGACUCUCUGAGCUAAGCAGAACACCAUCGUUCAGCAGCAACAAAGAGGUGCUGCGACAACAUACACUUGUCAACAGUAGUAUGCUAAAUAUCAGCAAGCUUUGAUCCCACAGAACUGUACAAUGUAACAGAAUGCCUCCUUUUUUAAGCUGACUCAAAGGCACCUUUUAUGCUCUUGCCUGACAAAAUGUAUGCUAGCCAAAAGGAAUAAUGGAGCCUGUUACAGAACAUGGUAAUUAUUUGCUAUAAGUACAUGAUAAUCUGCUCUUUUAAUGUAUUCUUCUCUAGGGAUGCUUAAGGGCAUCACUUAGCCAACAGAAGUACUUUCAGCACCUUAUGGGCUAUUUGCUAUUUGAUGUUCCAAUCAGUUAGAGGAUGCUAGAGGGUCAAAAACAUCAUUUAAAUGCAUCGUGUUCACAUGUAAAGAGAUUUGUCCAUGUAGAAUAAUCUUUCAUAGUCUAUCUGUGGAUGUAUGUAAGGACAUCUGCUUUAGCACAAGUAGUGGGGAGCAUGCAGUCUUGUAGGCCAGGAUGACUUUGUAGCCAAAACAUGAGUCUUGCUAAUCCGAUGAAGUUAUAUCUUAUUAGGUACAACUGUAAUCUUAAUUGCCAUCAUUUCCUUUUUGCUAUGUCACCAAACUUGAUGUGGUACUUCUGGAACCACCAAAUUUUUGUGACGUGUUCAAAGCCUGUUGGUUUCAACUAGCUCGAUUGGCAAUCUGUAUGCCUUACAAUAUUGGAAGAGGCCAAACUGCCUAUACAGUUCAAGAGGCCAAACUGCCUAUUCUGUAUGUUCUCCAACAGUUAUCGUGGGUUACUGUUUGGCAUUUCAUGGUGUGCACAUUUCUUUUAAACAAGCCAUGCAUGUAUCCAACUUCUGUUGUACCAACAUCUCUUGCACAAUCUUUUUUUCCUUUUCUUUUAACUUGCAUUGAAAAACACAGAGAACAACUAAAACAGCCUACAUAGUUUUGAUAAUGGGGAGCGGGAUGGGGAAAUUGCUUUCUUAUAUAUUCUGGCAUUCUAAGGUCAUAAAAGUGCUGUAGGGUCAUAGUCGUAAAUUGAUAAGAACUGGCAGAGAUCCAUAGACUUGGGUGAAAGAACUAGGCUUUAUGAUAAUGCUUAAAUAUUGUUGAGAAUGGAAGUAUAGUUUACAAAGGUUCUUUAUCUUGAGCAAACUGAUUUGCAUCAAUAUUUUUAGAGAAUGUUUAAUCAGGCUGACCAGAAUACACUGUUGUAAGCCAUAGUGCAGAGUCUGAAGGUUGAGGGUAAAUGAAGAAGCCUUGUUCUGCUGUCAGAAGUUUCCUUCUGUACUAUGCAUACAUGCAAGGUAACAUAUAGCUCACAAGUAAGAAAGGACCUUGUAUAAAUCACUUGGGCUUAUGAAUUGGCUAUGUUUUUGAUGUUGUCACAGUUAUAAGUGGUUUGGAGUUUAGAUGAUGUGCGGAGGGAAACCACCAUUUGAGGAGGAAAAUAUUUUAAUGUAGGAUUUUUUUUAUUGUUACUCUGUCAGCAUCUGAACUCACAGCAUCUUUUCUUUUGUAUAUGAUGUGAAUGAAGUGACUUUGUUUUUCCUCCUACAUGCAUGUAUUUUCACCGCAACUAAAGAUAUUUAUGAAUAUUAAGCUGUUUUGUUAAAUA